CUCCUGGCCGGCAGUAGUACUUAUUAAUACAGUUCUCGUGCCGUCUCUCUUGUCGUUUCAACUUGGACCUGCUCUCUCUCAGCCCUCUCAAGUCGAACACCGAGCUUAUCCAAGCAGGACAAUAACAAAAUGUCUUCGACCGAAUCCAAACCGCAAGAAGCUCAAGAGAAGCACGAUGCCGAAUCGACCAUCAAACGAAACCCUCACGGUGACUUCACCAAGGUCCAAGCGUCGAGACCUGACUGGGACCAAGACCGUGAAUGGCGUUUCACAAAGACGCAAGAUCCGACGUGGACCUACGGUGGUGGCGCGUCUGACAAGUCGGGCCUGUCCCGGUCUCACGUCUCGAUCGACCCUUACGCCGAGGGACGCUCGCCCGUGUCGAACUACAAACUUCUCAUCUCGGGUAUCAUCCCUCGACCGAUCGGGUUCCUCUCGACUCGGUCCAAGGACGGGGCGUCCACCAACCUGGCCCCCUUCAGCUACACCCAGGUCUUCAACCACGACCCUCCCAUCUUCGGGGUAGGGUUCAGCGGGGGGUUCGACAACGCCAAGGACACUCUCCGGAACCUGAUGGACACGGGCGAGUGCGUCAUCAACAUCAUCAGCGAGGAUUACGUCGAGGCGGCCAACUCUUGCGCCAUCGACCUGCCCUACGGCGAGAGCGAGUGGUCGGUGUCGGGUCUGACUCCCGCCCAGAGUAAAACGGUAAGGGCGUCUAGGGUGAGAGAGGCCGUGUUUAGUGUGGAAGGUAAAUUACUCAACACUCAAGAAUUCGAGUCCAGGACGACCCCGGGGAAGAAGACGGGAGUCUUGGCCGUGAUCGAGGGUGUGCACUUUUGGGUCCGAGAGGACGCCAUCAACGAGGACAAGAGUAUCAUCGCGCCCGAAGUCUUGAGACCAAUUGCGAGACUUGGUGGCAUCACUUACGCCAGGGUCCUCGACGGGUUUGAGAUUCCCAGACCCAUCCUCAAAGACGAACAGGACCAGGGGAAGAUUGUGGACGGUAUGGUCAAACCAAAAGUAGAUGGGCAGUAGCUGUGGGAUGGAAUUUCAGCAUAGAACAUAGAAUAUAGACCACAGACGUCGGAUGUUGGGCCAAAUUCAGGAUAUAGAUUCAAAGCCUCAACAUUCAUGAUUCGAAUCUGACUGCCAGACAAGAAUCCAUCCGAGUAGAAAAAUGACAUCUUCC
Molecule: messenger RNA, 1192 nt
Organism: Exophiala oligosperma
Lineage: Eukaryota; Fungi; Ascomycota; Eurotiomycetes; Chaetothyriales; Herpotrichiellaceae
Exons: 1
Coding region: 130-1038 (302 amino acids)
Molecular function (GO): FMN binding
Source: RefSeq, a predicted model, not a curated record